GUGUGCUAGUAUGUAAGACCAGAAGUAUGAUACUUCUCAAAAGUUAGGAAUAAAAUAGACCAUUCGUACCAAAUUCCCCUCCAUUUCCAUUUUCGCAAGUCCGUUCUGUUCUACUGCACUCCAAUGGAAGAAGACGAAGGAGAACUUCUGCUAUGGAAGUCAGACUUAGCACCUGAAUCUAUGGUUUCAGUCACAGUUGGCCGAGUUAUGGCCACCUUACUCGUUGCUCGCCCAAAGAAGCUACACAACGCCGUUUCCGGUCUCUCACCCGACCACCGCCAAGGAGCUUCUUCACUAGAUUCUAUUCACCAAUCUCUCUGGUUUCUACACCAAUAUGUCAAGGACGCUGUUCAAAACCAUGUCUCUUUAGAUGAAAUCCUCAUCCCCAUGAUUGAACACGCUCUGAGACUCAAGGAUAAGAACUGGAAGCGAGGGGGCCAAGUUCUAGUACUUCUUAACUGGCUGUUCCUUGAUGAACUUACUUUCCAAACGCUGAUAAAAAAUAUUGCGGAUAUUAUUGUGAGAAAGGAUGAUCGCUAUGUCGCUCUUGGCUGGUGUAUCCUUGUCCGUAGUCUUGUGGAGUUCGAGUCUGUCCCUUGUGAACUUCCAUUGAACGGGUUAAGAGAGAGAUUCAAUGAUAUGUUGAAGGUACUCUGUUCGUGCAUUCCACGUCUGACAUGUAUUUUAAGUAAAGGAAGUAUGCUACAGGAAGGGUUUGAGUUACCUUCUCGCCUUGCAGUUUGCGCUGCUGAUUGCAUCGUGUCUCUCACUAAUGCACUGACCAGAAAGGCUGAGGUUCAAACCAGGCAAAAAAGAUCAAAUGCAAAUUCAUCGUAUCAGCAAGUUACUAUCUUUUCAAAUACUGUUGAUGACCAGCGAGAGAAACCAAUUAGUAAUGCUUCAAAAGAUUCAUACUUGGACAUGGAGUAUUUACUCUGGGAUCAAUUGAAGGAUCUCGCAAAAUUAGUACAGAGGCUUCUUGCAUGGAGCAAGAACAGUCGGCCUUUGCAUGCAAAAGGUCUAGAGCAAGUGCUUAAGUGGUUGGAUGAGAUAAAUUUGCAUUAUGGUAACUUCCAAGAUGAGGCAGGGAAGGUUAAAUCUAAGAUUCCUCGAACUGGAUCCCUGCUACUUUCUUCUUGUUGGAGGCACUACAGCAUCUUAUUAUUUUUGGAAGAUCGCCUAUUUUCUCAGCAUUACAAAGAAUGGUUGAACCAGUACUUGUCGGGCAUUCAGUAUUAUUCAGGCCACCACACUGAGGAAACUAUAGGAAAUAAGAAAGCUAGAGAGACCAUGAUUUUUUUCUUGAAUUGUUUAUGCCUUCUAUUGGGACGGCUUGACAGCAAAAAAAUUGAAAGCACUGUUUCAGAAUAUGGAACUCAGAUUUCUCAGGUUCUGCUAUUGCAGUUCCAUAGUACAGAUGAAGAUGUCAUUGACGAGGUGGUUAGCAUAUUUAAGGCAGUUUUUCUUAAUUCAAAAUUAUCUUCUGGAGGCAGUAUCACUGACCACAGGCAACUGGAUUCUGUGAUGCCAUUGUUGCUUAACCUUCUAGAUGAGCGGGAUGUCACCGCUAGAGCUGUCAUCAUUCUCAUUGCUGAAUCUUGUUUGAUGAGCAGAGAUAAUCAGUUCCUUUUGGAAGUCUUUAAGAGAUUUGAUUCUGAUAGUAUCAUGCAGAGGAGGAAUGCUAUUGAUGUGAUAUCUGAAAUUGUUCAGAUGUCAUCAAAUACAAGAAAUUUACUUACUCAGUCAGCAUGGCAAGAUAUAGCUAACCAGUUAAUUAAGUGCCUGGAAGAUGAAGAAAUUCUGAUUCGUAAACAGGCAGCUGAUUUGCUUCCUUGUGUUGAGCCAGCUUUGUUUUUACCUUCCUUAGUACGUCUUGUCUACUUGUCAAAUGAUGAAGUUCUAGCUUCAGCCAGAGAGGCUCUCAUUGGGGUGCUCAAAUGUCAUAAUCAGAACAUUGGAGCAAUUUUGAUGCUACUUGACUGUGUUAGCGAUUUUUCUCUAAAUGCAGCUCUUCCAAGUACCGGGGGUAAUGGUCAAGAUUGUAUUGAUCAGGUGGGAGAAUUUAAAUCUGGCUUUAAUGAUAAAGAGCUGUCGCCAGGAUCAAGGUUGCAAAGUGACCGAGUGCUCAGCCUAAUUCCUCAGUGGUCUCAAAGUGUUCAAAAUUGGAAGUUCUUGAUAGGCCCGUUGAUGGAUAAGAUGUUUGCAGAACCAUCUAAUGCAAUUCUCGUAAGAUUCCUGAGUAUGAUAAACGAGCACUUCGUGAAAGCCACUGAUGUGGUCCUAGAGCGUAUUUUGUCAUAUGUGAAAGGACAGAAAGAGAUAGAUGAGUGCUUCUACUCUAAACAGGAUAACCAAGACGAAGAUAUGUCCCUGAGUGUGCAACAAUCUCUAUUUGAGCGUCUUUGUCCACUACUUGUUAUUAGGAUGCUUCCCUUAGAAGUUUUUAAUGACCUGAGUAUGUCGGUCAUGUAUGGUCAGCUUCCUAACCGAGCAAUUGUGCAUGAUAUGGAGAUGGUUGAUCAUAAGUGUGUUGCGGCUCUCUUAUUAAACAGGGCAUUUUCCAAGCACGAAUUUGAUGAUGUACGGAAGCUUGCUGCUGAGUUGUCUGGGCGCAUUCAUCCCCAGGUGCUUUAUCCUUUUGUUAACUCCGUACUAGAAGAUGCUGCCAUUUCUCAUAAUAUACCAAGAAUAAAAGCCUGCCUUUUCUCGAUGUGCACAUCCCUCGUGGUAAGAGGUGAGCAUAACUUCUCACAUUUUGACAUGUUUAAAAUUGUAAAAACCUUGGAAAUAAUUCUAUCGUGGCCGUCACAGAAUGGAGAUGAAGUUUCCAAAUCACAACAUGGAUGCAUUGAUUGCAUUGCGUUGAUGAUAUGUAAUGAACUACAAGCUCCGAACUCAUGCAGUGCCUCCAAUUUUGUGAAAAUUGACAUUAAUAAAAAAGGGCAUGCCUCCUUAAAAGGUUCUAUCCUGGAUUAUGUGGUCGGUCGAUUAAUAAGUGGUACAAAAGAACAAGGUGCAGCCCAUGACUUGGACAAUAAUGACAACACAUCCGAUAAUUCAACUCCUUUAUCUUUAUACCUUUGCAUGGCAAAUGUGCUCACCAGUGCCUGCCAAAAGCUUUCUGAUUCAAGAAAGAAACAAUUUGCUCGGAAAGUUCUUCCACGUCUCAUUAGUUUUGUUGAGGUAACAAGUACACCGGUAGAUAUUAGAACUGCAUGUAUUGCAGUCAUCUUUUCAGCCGUAUAUCAUCUGAAGUCGGCUAUUUUACCUUAUUCCAAAGAUGUUUUCAGUGUCUCCUUAAAUGCUCUAAAAAACGGUCAAGAACAGGAACGGAUUGCUGGGGCUAAGUUGAUGGUAUCCCUUAUGUCAAGUGAAGAUCCAAUUUUGGAAUGUAUUUCUGGAGGAUUACUAGAAGCGAGAGAUGUGCUCUCAAGUGUAUCUUCUUUUGAUCCUUCCAUUGAAGUCCAACAAAUUUGCCAGAAGAUGCUCCAAUGUUUGAUUUCUCCCUGAGUACAUGUGAGCUGUUCAUCAUCAUAAGUGGACAAUGAUGUUCAUGUCUUAAAUUUUUAACUAUAGAAGUCCUUGUAAAUAGUAGUAAUUGGUAAACUACGGUAUAUUUGGAGGAUUAUUUUGGUAUACUAUGGUAUAUUUGGAGGAUUAUUUUGGUAUACUAUGGUAUAUCUGUAAAUAGUAGUAAUUGUAGUGAUUUGAAAUACAUGGUACAUCAGUUGAAGGAUUCUUUUAGCA
Molecule: messenger RNA, 3747 nt
Organism: Cucumis melo (muskmelon)
Lineage: Eukaryota; Viridiplantae; Streptophyta; Magnoliopsida; Cucurbitales; Cucurbitaceae
Exons: 25
Coding region: 124-3510 (1128 amino acids)
Source: RefSeq, a predicted model, not a curated record